AGAUGGUGGAACCAGUCGAGCAGUGCUGGUAGAUCAGAGGUUGCAGGGUGCAGUGCGAGGAAUGAUGAGGGCUUUGAGGUAAGAGGGAGUUGGUCCAUUUUUGGCUUUGUGGGCCAGCAUAAUCUUUCUCUUCACCUCAUUUCCAGACUCCCCAUCGGACUGUACAGUGACCCCAAAUACUUAAAGUCCUGCACCUUCUUGACCUCAGUCCCCUGUAACCUCACUGUUCUACUUCCCUCCCUCUCAUUCAUAUACAUGUAUUCUGCCUUACUAUGACUGACUUUCAUUCCUCUUCUUUCCAGAACAGACCUCCACCUCCCAGGUGUUCCUCCACCUGCUCUCUACUCUCACUACAGAUCACAAUGUCAUUCGCAAACAUCACUGUCCAUGGAGAUUCCUGUCUAACUUCAUCUGUCAACCGGUCCAUUACAAUAGCAAACAAGAAGGGACUCAAAGCAGAUCCUUGAACUACUUUGUCUGACUAACAGUACAUCUCACUGAUGUCAUACUGCUAUUUUAGAUAUCCUGAACUACUCUGACGUACUUCUUUACCACUCCUGACAUCCUCAUACAUUGCCAUAGCUCCUCUUUCUGCACCCUGUCAUAAGCUUUCUCUAAAUCCACAAAGACGCAGUGCAGCUCCUUCUGACCAUCUCUGUACUUCUCCAUUAACAUUCUCAGAGCAAAAAUUGCAUCAGUAGUUCUCUUUCUGGGCAUGAAGCCAUACUGAUGCUCACAAAUAUCCACCUCCUUUCUUAGCCUAGCUUCUAGUACUGUUUCCCAUAGCUUCAUUGUGUGGCUCAUCAACUAUUCUCACCGACGAUUCUGGCACAGAAGUCACUGACCUCAAUCUGAGAGAUCUAUGAGAUACAAUAUAAGACAAAACAAGGAAAUGUGAAUGAGAAGUAUGCAGAACUAUUUAGAAGAGAGAAUUGAUUCUCAUUACUCCUCACUAUUAUAAGCAACUGUGCACAAAAUACAUUUUGCUAGAGCUCCCCACCUUACUGAGUGAAAAGGUGAAGUUCUUUUUCAAUUCUCUUGUCAGAUGCUGUUCAACGAGCAUGUGCUAAAUAAGGGCUAAUACGUUUUCUGUUAAAGUUGGUGUAUUUCAGUAUUUGCUUGAUUUGCUUGUACAUUUUGCACAUGCCACCAAAACAAUAUCUUGUUGCUUUACAGAUAUUCAGAAAUUCAUAUUUCUCAUCAGCAUAUGUAUGUGCAGUUUUGAAUUCCCAAACAUUAUGUUCUUGAUAAAUACAUGAUUUUUCAUGCUUUAAAACUUUUUCUGCCCAGUAACUGGAAAUGAACCUGUUUGAGUUAGUCAAUCCUUGUCACAUCACUGGAAUGACUCACAUAGUGUGGACCUUGAUAAGGAUGAUCAGAAUAAACGUGAUAAUAUUUGCUUUUAACUUUUAACUUUUACUUUACUCUAUUUAUCUACAUAUGUAGCUGGUAUUACUUUGUAAGAUUUCUAUGUUCUUAUUUAUUAUUGUGUAUGUUAUUACUGUUAGAACUUGUCUUUUCACGCAAUCUUUUUCCAUAAAGUUAUAGGGCAGAAUGAAAACGAAUCCAUACACAAUGCAUGACUCUCAGUUAAAUUUUGUCACUGCUUUGUCUAUGGAAAGGUCUCUGGUUUUGUAUCAUCGGGUUAUCUAUGACUCUUCAGUCAGUCCAUGAUGUGGAAAGCUGCAGUAUUGGCUGUGUGUCUGUUAUUGACUGGAGUGAGGGCAUAUGACGGACCCUCGUAUGGAGUGAAACUGUGUGGUCGUGAAUUUAUCCGUGCAGUCAUCUUCACCUGUGGAGGUUCACGCUGGAGACGCUCCAUCACGAGCACAGAUGACCUGAGUGUAGACUUGUUUGGCUCAGAUAUCAGAGAUGCUGCACAAGGCUUGGUACUGCCCGCUCCACAAAAAUUCUCCCUCCAGGGUGACAAUGAGCCUGUCCCUUUUGAAACAGUCAGAGGACAGCAGGAGGUCUCUGCGUUUAGUCGACCAGCCCGAUCUAUCAUCUCCGAUGAAGUCCUGGAAGCCCUGCGCACCUCCAGUAGGAUGGGCCGAGAUGUGGUUGUAGGACUUUCUAAUGCCUGCUGCAAAUGGGGUUGCAGCAAGAGUGAGAUCAGCUCCCUUUGCUGAGACCUGUCAUUAAUAGCUCCUGUGUUUUUGUGUGUGUGUGUGUGUGUGUGUGUGUGUGUGUGUGUGUGUGUGUGUGAC
Molecule: messenger RNA, 2207 nt
Organism: Tachysurus fulvidraco (yellow catfish)
Lineage: Eukaryota; Metazoa; Chordata; Actinopteri; Siluriformes; Bagridae
Gene: rln3a
Product: relaxin 3a
Exons: 4
Coding region: 1671-2129 (152 amino acids)
Cellular component (GO): extracellular region
Molecular function (GO): hormone activity
Source: RefSeq, a predicted model, not a curated record